UGUGCCGUGAUAUCGUUGACUUCAGCCUCUCUUGCUGCACUGAGAAACACAAUGGAGUUUGCCAGAGGAAGGUUUUUUGUGUGGUUUGUUGUUGGGCUUGUUUGUCUUCCCUUGGCCAAGACUCAAGAAUUUCCCGAGCAACUUUUCAGAGAAUCCGCUCCAGGGACUCAACAGCAAAGUGCUCUGUUUGCUUUUUAUAACACAAAUAAAGCUGAAACUCUGCCAAGGAGGAAGAGGGAAGGAAGCCAGGGAAAAGAGAAGCGAUGGUGUGAGGAAUGCCUUUUACAGAAGUGCCUGAGUGAGGAAAGGAUUGUGUGGACAAAGGAGCACUGAGAGCCACCAGGACAGCUGGCCAGUCCAUCCCAGGGAGCCUCAGCAUCCCCACUUCCACAGGCAUACAGUGAAGGACAAGCUCUGGAUCCCUUCCAAACUUUCCCCUUAAGAACUUGCCUGUAGGUUCAGAGAUGAAGACACUGCAGAGAAAUAUGAGUGUAUUCCAGCAAACGAAAAUUCUCUUGUGGAAAAACGUCCUUCUCAAGUGGAGGAUGAAGAUGCAGAGCUUUCAGGAGUGGAUGCUGUCCCUGCUCUUCCUGCCCAUGCUGUUCAUCGUGUCCCAUUUCAUGGGGCACAUGCAGUACCCCGAGGUGCCCUUCAGCCACCUCGGGCACUUGGAUGAUCCUGCCUAUAACACCACCGGGGUCACCGUGGCUUUCACACCCACCACUGCCACCACCAGGCAGAUCAUGAAUAAAGUGGCCUCCAGCUCUGUCAUGAGGGGUAUAAAACUGGAGGCACUGGACAAUGAGAACGCCCUGGAAAAAGCCUGGAUUUCAAAUAAUGAAAUUAUAGGGGUUGUAUUUAAGGACAAUUUCUCCUAUCACCUCAGGUUUCCUACUGCAAAUGUGAUUCUUCCCAACGAAAUCUUUGGACACAUAGACAGCUGUUAUAAUUUCUCAUCAAUGCACUGUGACAGCCCAAAGUACUGGUACAAAGGCUUCCUGUCCCUGCAGUCCAGCAUUGAUGCUGCUAUCAUAGAGGUGGUGGCAAACCAUUCUGUUUGGGAAGAAAUGAAUUCAAUUGCUGGAGUCCGGAUGAAGUCCCGGAGCACCAUCGUCUCGAUCACACUCGACUACGGUUAUUUCAUGAUCACCAUCGUGAUGUGCUUCUUUCCCUUCAUGUAUUUCUUAUCAAUGAACGUCACAAGAGAAAAGAAGAAGCUCAAGGUACUGAUGAAGACGAUGGGGCUGCAGGAUAUUGCAUUUUGGCUCUCCUGGAGUUUGCUGUAUUUCCUCUAUGUGUUGAUCUUCUCCUGCCUGCUGACAGCUCUCGUGCUGAGGGAUCCAUUCUACAUCAGCAGCUUCCCUGCGGUCUUGCUGCUGUUUUUCCUCUAUGGCCUGGCAUGUAUCCACCUGGUUUUCCUCCUCUGCUCCCUCUUAAGGACCUCCAAACUUGUCAGCUCUGUGGGGUUCCUCAUCACCUUUAUCUUUGGAUGCCUGAGCCUGGCGGUGCUGGUAGAAAACGUUCCUGAACCACUGAAGUGGUUUCUCGGUCUCUGCUGUCCUUUCGCGUUUAACGCGGGCGUUGCCAAGAUUUUCUAUUUGGAAAAAUAUGGAAUGGGUUUCUCUUUUUCCAACCUUAUGGAGGAAGCAUACUUUUUAUUUUCAACUUACAUUAUGCUGGUCUUUGACUCAAUCUUGUACAUGCUGUUGGCUCUGUAUUUCGACAAAGUUCUGCCAGGCAAAUAUGGCAUUCCAGACCCUCCUCUCUUCUGCCUGAAACCCUCCUACUGGAUGAGGAGCAGGAGAGGCUCCACCAGGGACAUUCCCAGACCCACAGCCAACCCUGAGGAGCUCCUUGGUGACGACGUAGAGCCGGUGCCCCCCGAAUUCCGGGGGAAGGAGGCCAUCAGACUCCACAAUAUUAAAAAAGCAUAUAAAAAGAAGGACAAGAAGACAGAAGCUUUAAGAGGUUUGUCUUUAAAUAUUUAUGAGGGGCAGAUCACUGCCUUACUUGGCCACAGUGGGGCUGGAAAAACAACCCUGUUAAAUGUGCUCAGUGGGCUCACCUUCCCCUCAGAAGGCUCUGCCACCAUAUACAACUACAAACUCUCCGAAAUAGGAGACAGGAAGGAGAUCAGAGAGAUGAUUGGCAUCUGCCCCCAGUUCAACACACAGUUUGAGGUCUUGACGGUGAAGGAAAACUUGAGAACUUUUGCAGAAAUCAAGGGCAUCAAGUCCAAGGAGGUGGAGAGAGAGGUGCAAAACAUUUUGGAACUGCUGGAUAUCAGUAACAUUCAAGACACUCAAGCUGAGAAACUGAGUGGUGGGCAGAAAAGGAAGUUAUCCAUUGGAAUAGCCAUGCUUGGAAACCCCCAGGUCUUGUUCCUGGAUGAGCCAACAGCUGGGUUGGAUCCUCUCUCCAGGCACCAGGUGUGGAGCCUCCUGAGGGAGCACCGGGCAGGACGGGCGAUCCUGUUCAGCACCCAGUUCAUGGACGAGGCCGAUAUCCUGGCAGACCGCAAGGCUUUUAUCUCGCACGGGCGGCUGAAGUGUGUCGGUUCCUCGCUGUUCCUGAAGAAAAAGUGGGGGAUUUGUUAUCAUUUAAGGAUCCACGUCAGUGAGUCCUGUGACUUGGAGAAUGUGACAUCCCGGGUUAAGAGGUACAUCCCCAAUGCCACGUUCUCAGGACACAGUCAGUAUGAGCUGAGAUAUAAACUGCCACUGGAAAACGUGAAUAAAUUCCCAGAUCUGUUCAGUGGCCUUGACAGCUGCUCUGAGCAGGGAAUUAUCAAUUAUGGAGUCAGCAUGACGACCCUGGAGGAUGUCUUCCUGAAACUGGAGGAAGAAGACACGGCGGACCAAGAAGAUGAGCACGUCCUCGGGGACGAGCGGGCAGAGGCAGGACCGCGAGGCUCCGACGAGGCCAAGCCAGGCUCCCUCCUGCUCUCGGAUGCUGGGAAGGUGACAGUGGAUGGCCUGGCUCUCUGGAGGCAGCAGGUCUCUGCCAUGGCAUGGGUGCACUUCUUAAAGCUCAAGAGUUCGGUGAAAAACCUGCGGUCAAUUUUGCUGCUCUAUGUGGUUUUUCUGCUUCCUCUGGUUUUGCAACUGUCCCUGGUUGCUGCCUGGCAGAGUGUGAGUGUCUGGGAGCUCUCGUCUGCACGGUACUUCCUGCCCCUGGGGAAGAAAUCCUACCUGGAGACGACCACCCUCCUGGUCCACAACAACACAGGCACAGGCAUUGACAGCUUCAUCCACGUGCUCCAGAGCCAAGAUCUUACAGUGGAAAUAACCAAUGAGGAAAAUAUCACAGAGGAACUAAAACACAACGGGGCUAUAGAGGUGUCUCGCGAAGGUCAGAGCUACAGGUUCACCGUGCUGUGCCACUUGGAGGCCGUGAACUGCUUCCCUGUGCUCGUGAACGUCAUCAGCAACGCCCUGCUGAGGACCCUCAACUCCACCGGGCACAUCCGGGUCUGGAGCCACCCCUUUUUCUCUAUCUACAAUCCACGAUACUGGGACUAUUUUAUUUCCUUUUACCUCAUUUAUAUGCUGUUGUUAUUCCCCGGGUUUCCUCCUCACUUUGCAAUGGGCUACAUGCAGGACUACAAGGUGGGAGCUCGUGCCCAGCUGAGGAUCUCGGGGCUCUUCCCCUCGGCCUACUGGUGUGGCCAGGCACUGGUGGACAUCCCACUGUGCUGGAUCCUGCUCUUCUCCAUGUUUGGGCUCCAGUUCGCAAUGAGCACCAGGACUACUGGGACCAUUAGCAUCUUCUUACUGGUCGUAGGGACGUUGGGUUAUGGAAUUUCUAUCGUUCUCUUAAUCUACUUGAUCUCCUUCACCUCUCGCAAAGGAUGGAACUGUGACCUUUGGUCUUUUAUCCUGAUAGUGGUGUGCUUUAUCUCUUUUGUAAUCAGCAGAAUCAUGGAUUUUACAACGGACUCUCGGAACUCCCUCUACAUUAUGUCUCUUUUGAUUCCCGUGUACCCACCGAUGGGUUUUGUGGUCCAUCAGCUUUUUAAGGACUACUUUGACACGACUUCUGGCAAUGAUGCACUAGUCUCUGUCUUUGCACCCUAUGUCCAUUCUGUGGCUUUUUUUUUUCUCCUUCGCUAUUUGGAGUUAAAAUAUGGAAGAGCAGUUCUGAGAGAGGACCCAGUAUUUAGGAUUACCCCAAGAAGAGAAAGCAGCCACCAGCACCCCAAGGAGCUGGAAGAGGAAGAUGAAGAUGUUAAAGCUGAAAGAGAAGCAGUGAAAAAUGCCAUAGCAGCUCCAAGCCAGGAGGAGAAAUCAGUCAUUAUAGUCAGCAAUCUGUGCAAGGAAUACAAAAUAAAGAAAGCUGGUUCUGUUUUUAAGAAGAAGAAGAAAGCAGCCACCAAGAAUGUUUCUUUCCGUGUUAAAAAAGGAGAAGUAUUAGGACUUCUGGGGCCCAACGGAGCUGGUAAAAGCACAGCUAUCAAAAUGAUUACUGGAGAGACAACCCUGACUGCUGGGCAGGUGCUGAUGAAGAGGGGAGAUGGAGGAGCAGCCCCCCAGGACCACGGGCCCGCCUUCCUGGGCUACUGCCCCCAGGAGAACCCGCUCUGGCCGGACCUCACCGUGCACGAGCACCUGCGGGUGUACGCGGCCGUGAAGGGGCUGCGCAAGGGGGACACGGCGGCCGCCGUCACCAGAAUAGUGAAUGCUCUGCAGCUUCAAGACUACUUAAAAAAAAAAGCCAGAAAAUUAUCUGCUGGGAUAACCAGAAAGCUGUGUGUGGCCAUGUGUAUGCUGGGCAACCCCUCCGUCCUGCUCCUGGAUGAGCCCUCCACAGGCAUGGACCCCAACGGGCAGCGCCGUGUCUGGAAGACGAUCCGUGAUGCCCUGAAAACCAAGGAGUCGGGAGCCAUCCUGACCACGCACUACAUGGAGGAGGCAGAGGCCGUGUGUGACCGUGUGGCCAUCCUGGUGUCUGGGCAGCUGAGGUGCAUUGGCUCCAUUCAGUACCUGAAGAACAAAUUUGGCAAAGGAUACCUGCUGGAAAUCAAGGUCAAGGAUCCAGAGCACACAGACCUUCUCCACGCUGAGAUUUUGAAGAUUUUCCCAAGUGCAGCCCGCCAGGAGCGGUUCCCCUCUUUGCUUGUCUACAAGGUCCCAAUGGAAGAUGCACUGCCCCUGUCUCAGUCUUUCUCCAAGCUGGAGGAAGCCAAACGAAGCUGCAACCUCGAGGAGUACAGCUUCUCCUUGAAUACUUUGACUCAGGUGUUUUUGGAACUCUCCCGAGAGCAGGAAAAGGAUAAUUUUGAUCUGACUUUGGACGGGACUUUCGAGUGGAAACAGCUUCAGCAGGAGGAGUGUUGAAGGCCCAGGAUGCUCAUUUAUGCAUUACUCAGUAUUAACCAAAUGCACAUAUUUACUGCCACUAUCAGUGUAUCACAGAGAGGGGGAACAGGCUCUGCCUUUCCAGUGACCAGCAGCUGAGGGCUCCUCUCCACAGCAGAAGACAUUCCACCUGGACUCUGCAGGCGUCUAAGCCCUAUCCCAAGCUGCACUUCCAAAGGGUGGUUGAUGAAAUAGUGCCUGACUGGUGAGAGCUCUUGUCAAGCAGAGCAGGGUGCAGCCCAGGGACUGAAGGUUUGCAGAAAGAAGGGUCAUAACCCGUCUCUGGGGAUGGAGUCUCUCUGGAUCUGGGGGCAUCAGGGAACCCCGACACGCAGCUGACCUUCUGGGCUCCUCCCCCACCAGUGUCUGGGACUAUCUGCCUAUGACUUGUUCAAAUACAUCUUAUUGAAAUUUGCACUCUAUUUUUAUACCCUUCCAAUAAAUGUCUCUAUAGAAACUGCA
Pipra filicauda (Wire-tailed manakin) is the source of this 5819-nucleotide messenger RNA. Its product is annotated as ATP-binding cassette sub-family A member 10-like. The transcript is spliced from 39 exons. Gene Ontology annotation, molecular function: ABC-type transporter activity; lipid carrier activity; ATP binding. Gene Ontology annotation, biological process: lipid transport; transmembrane transport. Gene Ontology annotation, cellular component: intracellular membrane-bounded organelle; membrane. The record is from RefSeq and is a predicted model, not a curated record. Bases 465 to 5336 code for a protein of 1623 amino acids. Lineage: Eukaryota; Metazoa; Chordata; Aves; Passeriformes; Pipridae.